UCCACACUACGGUUCGUUCCGAGGUCCGGUAAAAAUCUCGGAAAGAUCACAAAACACGCCAGUAAAACCUUACCUGGAGAUAGCUAUUUUUAACUGGCCGUAGUACGGGAAAAGACUAGUCAUUCGUUUUCAAAGGGAGACGGAGGGCAGUCUCUUCCUCAGUCAUCUGUUGUCUCUUUGGUUCUCUCUAAUGGCGACCUCGAAAAAGCCAUUACUCUUCUUAGUACUCUUACCCUUAAUUUUCACGCAACUUACAGCUGACCCAUCACCUGGAAACGUCGAGACUCUCUCAUCGGAACAUGGAGACUCUGCUCUUAAGCACGAAGUUGACCACCUCAGGUCCAAGAUUUCAUUUUUAGAAUCAAGUGUUGAUGAAAGAAUCCGUGAAUUGAGCGGAAAGGAUGAGAGUGUUAGACAAUUGGAAACGAUCAUUCAAGAGAAAUCAGACACAAUCUCAUCAUUAAAGAUUGAGAUAGAAUAUUUCGAGCGAAAAGCAUCUCUAGAUGAUAAGGAGAAGAUGAGUAACACACAUGUACAGGCUGCUGAACUUGAAAAGCAGGUUGACAAUGUUAGAAAGGAAAUAGAAAUGCAGAAUAAGAAAAAAGUUGCACUGGAAGUUCGAUUAAAUGUAGCUGAGGAAAAGAUCGGGGAACUAAAUGUGAAACUAGAAGAUCUUCAAAGGAUUAACAGUGAACAGAAAUCCAAAAUUCAAAAGGCUGAACAUGCACUUCAACUAGCACAGGAAGAAAUGAUGAAAGCAAAAUUAAGGGCAGCUUCAGUAUCUAAAGCACUAACUGAGGUGAGGAAUCUGGAUUUUGAAGGUCCACGGAGAGUGGCUUCCACAUUGGUUAGCGGUUCAUUUAUAUCAUUUCCAGUCCUUGGUAUCUCAUUGGAAUGAACUCGGGAGACCUGCUCUGGACAUUACUAUCCAAAAGGUCUAGUUUUUGGCC
Molecule: messenger RNA, 950 nt
Organism: Theobroma cacao (cacao)
Lineage: Eukaryota; Viridiplantae; Streptophyta; Magnoliopsida; Malvales; Malvaceae
Source: RefSeq, a predicted model, not a curated record